Molecule: messenger RNA, 2889 nt
Organism: Anguilla rostrata (American eel)
Lineage: Eukaryota; Metazoa; Chordata; Actinopteri; Anguilliformes; Anguillidae
Gene: b3galt2
Product: UDP-Gal:betaGlcNAc beta 1,3-galactosyltransferase, polypeptide 2
Exons: 2
Coding region: 811-2154 (447 amino acids)
Cellular component (GO): Golgi membrane
Molecular function (GO): N-acetyl-beta-D-glucosaminide beta-(1,3)-galactosyltransferase activity
Source: RefSeq, a predicted model, not a curated record
GUCCACAUUUAAGCAGCUGCCUCCCCAGAGCAGAGGUGGCAGGAAUCAUUCCACUCCUCAGACCAGAGCGUGUUGUCAUAUAGCCAACCACUGCUCAGCGCAACACUGCCCCUAACAACACAGAGGAAAGGAUGCUGCUUUUUUUCUGUAGCACAGCUGAACUCUCGCUGGAUUUCCUCAGCAGCGCUGUCCGUGCACUGAAGUGACCACUGAAUUGGGAGAACAGGUCUGUGAGAGGAAGAAGCAAGAGAAAGAAAGGUGGAGGAAGAGCAGUUGUCAUUUCUUUCCAACUGCAGAAACCAGAGCACAGGAAUCCAGGAGCACUGGGACAGCAGACCAGGAAAAACAGAGAUCAUUACCGUGAGGGGAACACAGAGCUGGGGGAGGCAGGGUGGUGGGGGUGUCGGAGUGCAGGCUUGUUAAGGCAGUGGAAAUUAUAGCAGGACUCUGAAUGUAACAGAUGGAUGGACUCAUUUCCAGGAAAUAAAGAGUGCAGAGGAUGCACACAUGAUUAAGGAGAGAAAAGGGACAUUUUUGCAGCUUUUUGUGGUGGAAAUUAUGGUGUGCCAUGAGUGUCAAGAGAGAGCAACAGCCCCCAUGCUCUCAAAUGGGGCACUGCAUAAAGAGAUAACAUCAAUAUACAACAUUUGAGGAGCAACUCUCCUGUCAGCUGUACUGCCCCAUGGCAUGAUCACUUGUCCUGCAGGACAGUCCGAAAAUCCCAUCCGAGAGGCUCACAGGAAAAACAUGUCAUCAUCCUUGUAGCCACCAAUCUGCCAGCUCUGAUAACCCACUGGCUGUUCACAACACAUGCUUGGCUUGAUUGAAUGUGACCACCGCGCUUCACAGCAGUUUAUUAUCUGCAUCAUGCAGUGGAGAAGGCGACACUGCUGCCUGAUAAAGAUGACCUGGAAUGUCAAGCGCUCCCUGUUCCGCACUCACAUGGCCGGGCUCCUCUCCCUCGCCUUCCUGUUUGCUGUUUUUCUAUUCUGCAGCCACCAGGACUGGCUUCCCAGCAGGACAGGGCUGAGGGAAAACCCUGUGGCCUACACUGUGCGGGGUUUUCGCUCCGCAAAGGGUGAGACCAAUCAGAGCACAAUAAGGAACAUUUGGAAGGAGGUUCUCCAUUCGGCUUCCAAACCCCAAACCAACUCUAGCUCAAACCCCAAACCAACUCACAGCUCUAAGGAGGUGUCCUUACAGGGGGUGACGGGGCUGGAGAACUCCUUAAGCACUAACAACAGCCUGUACCUGGAAAUGGGGGUGAAUGGGCAACCAGUCCCACAGCCUUACCGCUACCUCAUCAAUGAACCUCACAUAUGUCAAAACAGCAGUCCCUUUCUUAUACUGUUGAUUGCAGCAGAGCCCCAUCAGGUAGAUGCUAGGAAUGCUAUUAGGCAAACCUGGGGGAAUGACAGUGUGGCUGGCAAGCUGGGCUUUGUUCGACUGUUUCUGCUGGGCCUGGGGAAGGAUAGCAAUGGUUAUCAGCAGCGUUCCAUUAAAAAGGAGAGUCAGCUCCACCAUGACAUCAUUCAGCAAGAGUACCAGGACACCUACUACAACCUAACUAUUAAAACAUUAAUGGGAAUGAAUUGGGUAGCUAAACACUGUCCACAUGCUCAUUACAUCAUGAAGACAGACAGUGACAUGUUUGUGAAUACAGAAUAUCUCAUUCAGAAAUUGCUCAAGCCAGACCUGCCACCCAGACAGAACUAUUUCACAGGCUAUCUAAUGAGAGGUUAUGCUCCAAACCGAAACAAGGAGAGUAAAUGGUACAUGCCACCUGAAAUGUACCCCAGUGAGCGAUACCCCAUAUUUUGCUCUGGAACCGGAUACGUGUUCUCGGGAGACCUAGCUGAGAAGAUAUAUAAAGCCUCUUUGAGUAUACGCCGUCUGCACUUGGAGGACGUGUAUGUGGGCAUCUGCCUGGCCAAGCUACGCAUCGACCCUGUGCCACCACCAAAUGAAUUUGUGUUCAACCAUUGGCGCGUGUCCUACUCCAGCUGUAAAUACAGCCACCUGAUUACCUCGCACCAGUUUCAGCCUAAUGAACUAAUUAAGUACUGGAACCAUUUGCAAAGCAACAAGCACAACCCUUGCAUCAAUGCAGCCAAGGAAAAGGCUGCGAGAUACCGUCACAGAAAGUUACACUGAAAAGUAUUUGUGUGAGAUUCAUAGUGGGACAUGUACAGAUCUCAGCACCUGACACGAGGGAACAGCACAGCAAAGGUUUUGGUACUGCAUUCAAAAAUGUAAAACAUAUUUUUUUAAUUUAAAAGAAAUGUUACGUAUUGUACUUCUGUAACUUAAUGUUUGGAAAGUAUUUUUAAAAGGAAGUGAAAUAAAUGUUAAUGUGCAAUAUUGUGCAUGCACAAAACACGGGUGGUUAGUUCUCCACCCUGGGUGCCAAUAAAAGUGUUAGAAACAAAGAUGCCAUUGACUUCGUUUUGGACAUUUUUUUAUGGACUAUGCAAAGGGCUGAAUACAUUGUGGGUCCAAUUCCAGGAAAAUAUCCACGAUAGAUCAAAACGACAAAACUACUCCAGCAUAUCAGUAUUUAAACAUUUUUAACCUUUUUUAAACAAGGGAAAUAUCUUCUCUGACUAAACCACAUUCCUGACUAUUUGCAAUCAACAAUAUUAUCCAUCUGUCCACCCAUCCAUCCACCCAUCCAUCCAUCUAUUAUCUAACCCGCUUAUACCUGGUCAGGGUCGUAGGGGGGCUGGAGCCUAUCCCAGCACACAUUGGGCAAGAGGCUAGAAUUCACCCUGGUCAGGUCACCGAAAAAACUAUUUGCAACAAAAAUGUUAACCAAGUAUUGAAAUGAAUUUAAUCUAAAACAUCACCCCAAAUAGCUCUGUCAGGUGGCAAUCAAAUCACAUCCUUCCA